Messenger RNA from Antechinus flavipes (yellow-footed antechinus), 5046 nucleotides. It is a transcript of the gene AMH, whose product is annotated as anti-Mullerian hormone. The record is from RefSeq and is a predicted model, not a curated record. Bases 3082 to 4956 code for a protein of 624 amino acids. Gene Ontology annotation, molecular function: growth factor activity. Lineage: Eukaryota; Metazoa; Chordata; Mammalia; Dasyuromorphia; Dasyuridae. The transcript has 5 exons. Gene Ontology annotation, biological process: Mullerian duct regression; gonad development.
UUUGCAGAUGUUGCCCUCCAAAAAAUAAAGGUGUCUUGACUGUUGUACUUUUUGUUCACGAGCAUCUUAUUAAAAUCACUGACAGUGACCUUGCUAGUAUAUCUACUUGUUCUUUUUAGUACUCCUUUAGUAAUGGUAGCUUUGGUGACAAGUUCCCACACAUAACAGUAACUUUAAGCAUCUUAUAUUUAUGGGACAGGUAAUUGUUAUAAUAGAUAGAGAACUGGAUCUAGAUUCAAGGAAACCUUAAUUCAGAUUUGACAUUACACACUAGCUCAAGUGAUGCAAGGCAGGUUAUUUCUGUUUGCCUCAGUUUCCUCUUCUGUAAAUUGGAGAUAAUACCUCCCAGAUUAGAUAAAACAAUAGUUGUAAAGCACUUAGCACAGUGCCUCAUUUGUAAAAAGGGUUAUAUUAAUGUUAACUUAUUCAUUCUAGUGAGGCCAUUUCUUAGAAUUUCAUACUUGAGUUUCCUUUUUUUGAGCUAAUGUUACCCUUGCAAUCAUACCAUUGGAUUCUACCUCUCCUUUCCUUAACUCUUUGAAAUCUGAUGUAGCACCUAGAGAUACCUCACAGACUGCCUAGAUUUCAUCCUUUUACCACUUAUCACAAGUUCAGUGACAAAGUGGCUAUUUACCUUCAAAAGUUCUUGUCUAUUUUAUUUCGUUUGGUUUUGACCUCUUUCAUGCUCCACUAAUUUUCUUUUGAUGUCACUUUUUAAGUCCAUAUCAUGUUGAGCUUUUCUUGGUAUACUUAUACAUACUGAUAUAGUAUGAGAUGUUGGUCUGUAAUAAUUUCUGCCCUUCUACUUUCUGGUUUACCAGAUAUUUUUUUCUUGAAUAGGGAGUUCUUGUUCAAUAAUUAAGAUCUUUGGGUUUAGCUAAAACUAGGUUACUGUGCUCAUUUGCUUCCAUAUAUUAUGUAGUUUUUAAUCUUUCCAAUUUUAAUUUUUUCUCUCACCCCCAUCCUAAUCUAUCUUGCUCUAUAGUGUAUAUCAUAAGAAUAUUGCUUUUCCUUCGUUAAUUCUAACCCAUGGUUCACCAUGUUUUGCAUCUUGGGUUCCUAGAUUUAUUCACAAAAACUUUCUGUCCAUCUUUUUUUGUUUCUCUGUCUCUUGAAGUCAGUUAAAUGGCUUGCCCACCAUCAUAAAGCUAGUAAGUGUCUGAAGUCAGAUUUGAACAGAUUUCAGGGCUGGUGCUCUAUCCACUGGUGUCACCUAGCUGCCCUAACAUGCCUUCAAUAUUUGUUGUUAUUCCAUCCUCAUUCAAUCCCCCCUUUUAUUAUUAUUAAAACUUUUUAUUUACAAGACAUAUGCAUGGGUAUUUUUUUAAUAAAGCCUUCUCUUCCAACUUUUCCUCUCAUUCCCUCCACCCCUUCCCCUAGAUGGCAGGCAGUCUAAUACAUAUUAAGUAUACUUUUAAAAUCUAUUCUUUGCCUUUUCAGCAAGAGAUACCUUGUUCCAGUGCUACCCCACCAAACUGGGUUUCUGAAUUCAUUUCCUUUUUUACUACCCAUUUACUACCCACUCCUCUUUUCUACCCAUAUAACUUAGUUGCAUUCAUUACCAUUAUCCCUAGCGUCAUUCUCACCCUCUCUGAUUGUAAAAUGACUAUCUUAAAGGCAGUUGGGUGGUACAGCAGAUGGACUGCUGGACCAGAAGUCAGGAAAACAUCUUCCCGAGUUCAGAUCAGACUUCAGACACUGUCUGUAUGACCUCAUGCAAAGGACUUCAUUCACUCUGCUUGUCUCAGCUUCCUCAUCUGUAAAAUGAGCUGAAGAAGGGAAUGACAAACCAGCCCAGUAUCUUUGCCAAGAAAAGUCCCUGAUGGGGUCGCGGAGUGUUGAACAUGACUGAAAAGGCUGAACAACCACCUGGAGAUCCCUUCUGCCUCUAAGAAAUUUAUCUUCCAAGGAUCAAAAGCUGAUAUUCUCUGUUCCGUGUGUCUUAUGGUGCCUUCCAGCUCUGAGGUUCUAUGGGUAUGGGGGCUGAGCACCUUGUUCCCUGGUUGUCAGGGACUCACAUUAGCAGUGUGAAUGUCUGGGAUUUUGACUUUCCCCAGGCCAUCCAGAACGAUGAGGCGAUGAUGAUGCAGUGCUUUGGAUGUCAGAAGACCCAGGUCCAAAUGCCACUUGGGAUACCCAUCCCCUAUGGAACCUCAGGCAACUGUCUUCUCAGCCAGGAAACACAGAGGUGGGACAAGAAUUGGGUUCCCAGCCUCCCUGCUUUCUACAGGAUGGACCUUCCUGUAGUCUGUUCCCUCCCCCCAAGACCACCUCCCAUUUCUGCUCUGUGAGCCCCACAGUGUGGGGUUCUUGCUCUUUGUAUCCCCAGGGCCUGGCAUUGACCAUGCUCUCAGAUUUAGAGCUGGAAGAAGCCUCCCUUUUAUAGAUGAGGACACUGGAACCCAGGGUGAGGAUCAGGUCACCUGGGCACCCAGGGCAAGACUGGCAUCAUGGUUCUGGGACUUCCCCCUGCCACACAGCCCACUCACUUAGCUUUAGAGCCUCUUCAAGCUCUCAUUUUUCUGUUACUGUCCCCAAUACAAAGCUGCUGGCUAUGUGUGGCCCUGGUGGUCACAGCCACCCUGGGUAGAGACCGCCUGAUGUCCCCAGCCCAUCGACAAGGCCCUGACCUCCUCGUCCCGGUGGAGUUCCCCAAAGAAAGGCCACUAACAGUUUCGUGUCCCCCCACCUUCCCACUUCCAGCCCCUCGGCCCACACUUUAUUCCUGGCUCUGAAUUGCACGUUCCCAGCUCAGAUUCUCACAUUUUUAAAAAAAUCAGUCAAGGACAGCAUUUUACAAUCCGGUCAACAGCCUGAAAUUUAUAUCACUUCUAAGAAGCGAGAUACCCAGCCCAAAAAUAGAACAGAAAGAGCCCUUUGAAAGGGCCUCCCCUGACUUUCAGACUUCUGGUCUCCCAGGGUCCCAAAGGAUGGACUCUGCAUUGUCAAUUCAAGGUCGCUUCCAUUGGGAAGAGAUAGCCAUCCCUUCCUCCCUCGCAAACAGUCUGCAGAAGGCAUUUCUGCCCCCUUCAUCUCAUAAAAGCCCCAUUUAGCCCAAGGCUCGGCCAUAGCCAGCCCAAGAUGAAGGGGUCCCUUCUGGGUUUGCUCCUGCUGCUGCCAGCGAUGUUUGCCGUGCUGAGAGGAGCGCCCCCCAAGAAGGGGCAGUCAGAUGCCCCUAUCGAGCUGCCCCCUACUCUGCUCAGGAGCCUCAUGGCCCAGGGCCAGAGGAAGGAGAGGUCAGAGAGUGCUCCCAGCGGGCCUUCAUCCUUCAAGAGCCAGAAGACCCUUGGGAGUCAGGCCCACCUCUCUUGGCCCUUGUUCGCUCAGGACAGCGGCACCUCAGAUCUGUGGACUGGGCCCCAGCCCCACCCUUGGCCCUUGGGGGGCUUGAAAAACCCAGUGUGCUGGGUAAAAGUGGGCAGGGAAGGAGACGAGGUCCCAGGCCCCCUCCAGGUUGUGGGGGCUCUCAGUGGUUAUGAGAGGGGCUUUGUGGAAGCACUGAGACAGGCCCGCUGGGACAGCCAAGACUUGGCCACCUUUGGCAUCUGCCCCCCAGGGGGCACAGAAGUUGCCCACCUCUCUCUGCAGCGUUUGGGGGCCUGGCUGGUGGAGCCGGGUGGGUGGACUCUGGUGGUUCUACACCUAGAAGAAGUGACGUGGGAGCCAGAGCUGAGCCUGUGGUUCCAGGAGCCCCCGCCAGUACUUGAAGGAGGCGGCGUCCCAGAGCUGGCCCUGCUGGUGCUGUAUCCAGGGCCUGGACAGGGGGACCGUCCUGGGCAGGAGUUUGGGAUCACUGGAGCAGGGCUGCAACCGCAGCAGAGCCUCUGUCUCUCCUCGGACACCCGGUACUUGGUGCUGGCUGUGGCCGAGCCGGCCUCCCAGGGGCUCUCCCUUGCUCUGCAGCCCCGGGGUGGAGCUGGCCUCUCUCUGGCCACCCCAGAACUCCAGGCCCUGCUCUUCGGGCCAGACCACAAGUGCUUCACGAGGAUGACGCCCGUCCUGCUCCUGCUGCGGGGGCGGGGCUCGGGGGCCGAGCCCCGCCCCAGUCCUCUUCCCGCCGAGGGCAGGCUAGAUACUGCGCCGUACCCCCUGCCCAGGCCCUCUCCACUGCCACUUGUCACGGCCUCUCCGAGUUCCGCAGACCCGUUCCUGGAGACCCUGACCCGCCUGGUGCGAGGAGUCCUGGGCCCGCCUUCCAGCCCCCGCCCGCUGCAUCUGGCCUUGGACCCCGCGGCCCUGGAGGCCCUCCCACACCGGGUGUUCAACCUCUCGGACCCGGCCACCUUGGAGCAGCUGGUGGAGUCGGAGGACCCCCUCCUGCUCCUCUUUCCGGCUGGGAGCCCGGCCCUGCUGCAGGGCCUGGCGGGACGAUGGCCGGCCCCAGAGGGCCCAGCCCAGCGCUUGGCCGGCAAGCUGCAGGCCGUGGCCCGGGAACUGCUGAGCCUGCCGGCCCUGCAGCCCCACGCUGAGCUCCUGCACCAGCUCCUGGCCCUCUGCUCGGCCCCCAGCAACGGCAGCAGCCAGGCGGAGGCCCCGGGCGGCCAGCUGCGGGCGCUGCUGCUGCUCAAGGCCCUGCAGAGCCUGAAGGCCGAGUGGCGGGAACGCAGGAAGGCGUCCCGGGCCCUGCGCAGCGCCCGGCUUGGAGGGGACGGGCCCUGCCGCCUUCAGGAGCUGAGCGUGGACCUGCGCGCGGAGCAGUCGGUGCUCAUCCCCGAGACUUACAUGGCCAACAACUGCCAGGGGCCCUGCCACUGGCCGCAGUCCGACCGGAGCCCCAACUACAACAACCACGUGGUGCUGCUGCUGAAGAUGCGGGAGAGGGGCGAGCCUCUGGGCCGGCCGCCCUGCUGCGUGCCCACCGCCUACGCCGGAAAGACUCUCAUCAGCCUCUCCGAAGAGGGCCUCAGUGCCCGCCUCAUGCCCAACAUGGUGGCCACGGAGUGCGGCUGCCGGUAGGCUCAGCCGCCGAGACCCCGUCCUCCCCAGCCUCAGCCUCGCUCCGGACCGUGGCCCUCCCCGCCCUGCCCCGCUGCCCCCUCUCUGCCC